This is a messenger RNA of Colletotrichum acutatum, 2076 nucleotides long. Its product is annotated as acetolactate synthase catalytic subunit. Gene Ontology annotation, molecular function: flavin adenine dinucleotide binding; magnesium ion binding; acetolactate synthase activity. Bases 1 to 2076 code for a protein of 691 amino acids. The transcript is spliced from 5 exons. Lineage: Eukaryota; Fungi; Ascomycota; Sordariomycetes; Glomerellales; Glomerellaceae. Gene Ontology annotation, cellular component: mitochondrion; acetolactate synthase complex. The record is from RefSeq and is a predicted model, not a curated record. Gene Ontology annotation, biological process: L-valine biosynthetic process.
AUGAUGCUCCGAACUCGCCACGCCGCUCGCGCCCUCAAGGCCGUCUCAAGAGCGAGCGCUCCCCGUACCCUCACCACCUCCUCCGCCGUCGCCGCCAUCCAGGCCACCAAGAAGGUUCCUUCCGGCGUGAGAACCCAGGCUACCUCUGCCACCUCGCCCGCUCCUGAGGUCCGAGACACGCCCGCACCCGCCUUCAACGCCGACAAGAGCCAUGUCCAACCUCUCCAGCGCUCUGCCGGCCCGGAGAUGGACGAGUCGUUCAUCGGCAAGACUGGAGGAGAAAUCUUCCACGAGAUGAUGUUGAGACAGGGCGUGAAGCACAUUUUUGGAUACCCCGGAGGUGCCAUUCUCCCGGUUUUCGACGCCAUCUACAACUCAAAACACUUCGACUUCAUUCUUCCCAAGCACGAGCAGGGCGCCGGCCAUAUGGCUGAGGGCUACGCCCGCGCCUCGGGCAAGUGCGGUGUCGUUCUCGUCACCUCCGGCCCCGGCGCGACCAACGUCAUUACCCCCAUGCAGGAUGCCCUCUCGGACGGUACCCCCAUGGUCGUCUUCUGCGGUCAGGUCGUUACCUCCGCCAUUGGCAGUGAUGCUUUCCAGGAGGCCGAUGUCACCGGUAUUUCCCGUGCCUGCACAAAGUGGAACGUCAUGGUCAAGAACAUUGCCGAACUCCCCCGCCGUAUUAACGAAGCUUUCGAGAUCGCCACCAGCGGCCGCCCCGGUCCCGUCUUGGUCGAUCUUCCCAAGGACGUCACCGCCGGUGUCCUGAGGAGAGCUAUCCCCACCGAAACCUCCCUGCCGUCUCUCCCAAGCGCCGCCUCAAGAGCCGCCAUGGCCCUGCUCCAGAAGCAGCUUGAGCAGUCCAUCAAGCGCGUUGCUGACCUCGUCAACAUCGCCAAGAAGCCCAUCAUCUACGCCGGUCAGGGUAUUGCCCAGUCUGAGGGUGGCCCCGAGAUCCUCAAGGAGCUUGCCGACAAGUUCUCCAUCCCCGUCACCACCACCCUUCACGGCCUCGGCUCCUUCGACGAGCUUGACGAGAAGUCCCUUCACAUGCUCGGUAUGCACGGUUCCGCCUAUGCCAACAUGGCCAUCCAGCAGGCCGAUCUCAUCAUCGCCCUCGGUGCCCGUUUCGACGACCGUGUCACCCUCAACGUCGCCAAGUUUGCGCCUGGCGCCAAGGCUGCCGCUGCCGAGGGCCGCGGUGGUAUCGUCCACUUCGAGAUCAUGCCCAAGAACAUCAACAAGGUUGUCCAGGCCACCGAGGCUGUCGAGGGUGACGUCGCCACCAACCUUCGCACUCUGAUCCCCUACCUGAAGCCCAAGACGAUGGAGGACCGCAGGGAAUGGUUCGACAAGAUCAGGGAGUGGAAGGCAAAGUGGCCCAUGUCCGACUACGAGAAGGCCGAGCGCUCUGGUCUCAUUAAGCCCCAGACUCUCAUUGAGGAGCUCAGCAACCUGACCGCCGACCGCAAGGAGACGACCAUCAUCGCCACUGGUGUCGGUCAGCACCAGAUGUGGACCGCUCAGCACUUCCGCUGGAGACACCCCAGAACCAUGGUCACCUCUGGUGGCCUGGGUACCAUGGGAUACGGUCUUCCCGCCGCCAUUGGUGCCAAGGUCGCCAAGCCCGACGCUCUCGUUAUCGACAUUGACGGCGACGCCUCCUUCAACAUGACCCUCACCGAGCUUUCCACCGCUGCGCAGUUCAACAUUGGCGUCAAGGUCAUUGUUCUGAACAACGAGGAGCAGGGUAUGGUUACGCAAUGGCAGAACCUCUUCUACGAGGACCGUUACGCCCACACCCACCAGCAGAACCCCGACUUCAUGAAGCUGGCCGAUGCCAUGGGUGUUCAGCACCGUAGAGUGAGCAAGCCUGAUGAGGUUGUCGAUGCUCUUAAGUGGCUCAUUAACUCCGACGGUCCCGCCUUCCUUGAGGUCGUCACCGACAAGAAGGUGCCUGUCCUGCCCAUGGUGCCCUCUGGAUCAGCUCUCCACGAGUUCCUGACAUGGGACGGAGAAAAGGAUAAGAAGCGCCGCGAGCUGAUGCGCGAGAGAACGCGUGGUCUCCACGGCUAA